Messenger RNA from Amphimedon queenslandica, 322 nucleotides. RefSeq names its product glycerol-3-phosphate dehydrogenase, mitochondrial-like. Gene Ontology annotation, biological process: glycerol-3-phosphate metabolic process. Lineage: Eukaryota; Metazoa; Porifera; Demospongiae; Haplosclerida; Niphatidae. Gene Ontology annotation, cellular component: mitochondrion. The record is from RefSeq and is a predicted model, not a curated record. The annotation marks the transcript as partial. Gene Ontology annotation, molecular function: glycerol-3-phosphate dehydrogenase (quinone) activity. The transcript is spliced from 2 exons.
CUCAUCCAUGGUGGUGUCAGAUACCUACAGAAGGCAAUAAUGGGAUUUGACUUGGAGCAAUACAGAUUAGUCAGAGAAGCUUUACACGAAAGGGCUAACCUCCUAGAGAUUGCCCCCCACCUUUCUCGCCCUCUGCCAAUCAUGCUUCCUAUAUACAGCUGGUGGCAGGUUCCUUAUUUCUGGUGUGGUAUCAAGCUUUAUGAUUUUGUCUCUGGAAAGAAACUGGUCAAAUCUUCAUUUUAUGUAUCCAAAGCCAAAGCAAUGGAGGAGUUCCCUAUGCUACAGAAGAAUCGGUUGUGUGGGGCACUCGUCUAUUAUGAUG